Haemonchus placei is the source of this 261-nucleotide messenger RNA. The record is from the annotation of a GenBank genome assembly. NCBI's taxonomy places the organism in Eukaryota, Metazoa, Nematoda, Chromadorea, Rhabditida, Trichostrongylidae.
AUGCCUCCGAAUUUGUACACACCGGCAGAUGGUCUCUUCGGCACCCAUGUUACAUGGGAGGACUGCGAAGAAGAUAUGCAACGAGAGUUGGACACGAUGGCAUCAUUCGGACCAAAUAAGACCGCUAAGGACAUCGGAGACGGUAAUGUGAGUUGUAGUGCUUUCCUUUCGAAGUCACUUAUUUCAACAUCAUUGAAAGCAAUAGAGCUUUUGAAUUCGACGCUGAUCCACAUCAUAGACCGGAAAAGCUGUAGCCGCUAA